CAGCAGCAGCAGCAGCAGCAGCAACAGAGACCAAAUCGCAGAGGAGUUCGACGAUGAGCUCGCCAGAAUCCGAUACGACGGCCGCGUAUAGUUGCCGGUGUGCGCAGUUUGUGGUUGCGGUGGCGCCUUCUGUUGGACAUCUUCCCCGUCGGCAGGCAGAUCUAUCGGGAUUGGAGAGCAUCAUUGUCGCAAAGGACAAGUGUGAGUUGGUAAUAAAGGGAGACAGGGAUGCGUAUUCCACGAAUCUGAAGAGGGAAGAUGGAACUGAAGAGCAGUGGUUUAUUUACAGAUGCCCGCGAUGCAACUUGCCGUUUGCGUAUGAUCUGGCCAAGAGUGAUGCGCCGUAUACGUAUCUGCUAGAGUCUGCGUUGAACAAGAUCAGCUAGGGAUGUGUCGAGGUCGAGCAAUACCAGAAGAUACGGUGCUCAACAAUGCCAGAUAGACGAUGUCGAGAGUGGUCUUGAUAACGAGUAAAUGCAUGAUGCAAUGUGAUGAGGUGACAGAUAUGAGAUGGCAAAGUUCUAGAGGCGGGCGGCGAGAAAGACACAUCGAUGAACUACACCGGAUCUGUAUACAACAACUAAUGUAUUAUCAUCAAUAAAUGUACAAUAGACCAAUAAAUCAAUCAUAAUGAACAACUACAAAGAC
Myxozyma melibiosi is the source of this 648-nucleotide messenger RNA. RefSeq lists its product as uncharacterized. NCBI's taxonomy places the organism in Eukaryota, Fungi, Ascomycota, Lipomycetes, Lipomycetales, Lipomycetaceae. The record is from RefSeq and is a predicted model, not a curated record. Gene Ontology annotation, biological process: endoplasmic reticulum to Golgi vesicle-mediated transport; endoplasmic reticulum membrane organization. Bases 54 to 386 code for a protein of 110 amino acids. The transcript has 3 exons.